Messenger RNA from Neltuma alba, 1086 nucleotides. RefSeq names its product signal recognition particle 9 kDa protein. The coding region runs from base 273 to 584 and encodes 103 amino acids. The record is from RefSeq and is a predicted model, not a curated record. NCBI's taxonomy places the organism in Eukaryota, Viridiplantae, Streptophyta, Magnoliopsida, Fabales, Fabaceae. The transcript is spliced from 6 exons. Gene Ontology annotation, molecular function: 7S RNA binding. Gene Ontology annotation, cellular component: signal recognition particle, endoplasmic reticulum targeting. Gene Ontology annotation, biological process: SRP-dependent cotranslational protein targeting to membrane; negative regulation of translational elongation.
CAGGGCAAGAAGAAAGCGGGGUAAUCUUGCGAGUAGCGACGAUAAUCUAGCGACACAGGAGACAGAGAGAGAGGGAGAGAGGAACGAAGAAAGCGACGGAGGGAGGUUUGAAGCAGAAGAAGAGAAGGGGAAUAUUGGAUCAAGGAGAAAGGUGAACUCAACUGACUAGAGCUUCAAACCUUCAAAAGGCGAACUCAACUGACUAGAGCUUCAAACCUUCAAAAGGUUAUUGAAAUCCUUGAAUCAAGAUCACUCCUUCACUGUCGGGGACAAUGGUUUAUAUUAGUGCAUGGGACGAGUUUGUUGAGCGAUCCAUUCAGUUGUUCCGUGCAGAUCCUGAAUCUACACGGUAUGUCAUGAAGUACAGGCAUUGUGAUGGCAAGUUGGUACUUAAAGUUACUGAUAACCAACAGUGUCUGAAGUUUAAGACAGAUCAGGCGCAAGAAGCAAAGAAGAUGGAAAAACUUAAUAAUAUAUUCUUUGCUUUGAUGGCCCGUGGUCCUGAUGUGGAUAUAUCAGAAGUGACUGGGAAAGAUCAAAUGGAUGCCCAACCCACUAAGAAAGGAAGAGGGAGAAAGCAAUGAUUUGGCUUUCUCUUCUCAAAAUGAUUUUUGAUGAGUCGUUGGACCAAUGUGUGAUCUUGAAUAGUCUUCCUCGCCCCAACCAGCCAUGGUUCUCACAAAACUUGAUUGCUUACUUCCCCAUUCAUUACAAAGUCCAUUUUAUUUUCAAUGGCUACAUUAAGUCUGGUGAUCCAUACAUGCAGCAGUAUUUGAAUCCUUGAUUGACUAUAUGGCUUUCAUGUGCUUGACGUCUGUUUCUCUAUCAAAGCAUAGAUUAUAAGACGUUGACGGAGCACAAGUUUCAAAAUAUUAAAGGCGAAUGCUCGGCUUCUAGCUCUCUUUGUUUUUUUUCUUUUUGGCCAAGCACAUGUAUCUUUUUAUUGGAAGUAGCCCUAUUAGAGGUAUUUUUUUCCAGUAAGGAUUUAAACCUUAGUUUGUCAUGUUGUGAGGAACUAGUUUUUUUUAUCAUACCCAACUGCUCUAGGUGGCUUCUAGCUUUCAAUUGAUGAAAAUCUUACCUCUA